Anthostomella pinea is the source of this 1053-nucleotide messenger RNA. Lineage: Eukaryota; Fungi; Ascomycota; Sordariomycetes; Xylariales; Xylariaceae. The record is from the annotation of a GenBank genome assembly.
AUGCCACUGUCGGUCGAGGAACUGGCGGUCUUUCUCGCUGAGCCCGCCCUUGCAGUACCGGAAGGUGUCGAGUCCAAUUUCGAUAAUCCCCCCCCCCCUCUCAACCGAAACGUCCUUGCCUGGGCUGUUACCACACUAUGCACAGUCCUCACCAGCCUUAUUCUCUUUCUGACACAGUGGCUCCAGGGAGCAUAUUGGGGAACAGCGUACGCCGGAUACAGCAUGAUAUACACACCUGGUUACUAUGUUCACCAAUGGAACUUGCACAAUCGAGACCUUGUCCGCCCGCUCUACCUCAUCCUCAUCUACGGUUGCAGCUACUCGGUCGUCCUUCCACUACUCAAGACGGCCAUAUCGCUGGACUGGUGUCGGAUUAUCGUCGUUGAUAACCGUCGCAGAAGUUUAUUCUGGUGGGGAUGCAUGUUCAUUGCUUCCAUCCAGAUCAUUUGGGGCAUUGCGUGCGUCAUCCUCUUGAACCUGCAAUGCGUGCCUCACAGGGCGAUCUGGGAGUUCUAUCUUCCCAGUAAAUGCUACGAUCUCAACAAGGUCAUGCUCGCAUCGGCCUGCGUCCAAGUCUUCACGGACUGGUGUACGGUGUUCCUGCCGCAGAGAAUCAUAUGGGGCCUUGCUUCCAUCUCUGCAAGUCUCCGUUUGAGCACCACAGUCACUUUCGCCCACGAAGAUGACAGGAUGUACUUCAUCGGGCCGCUCCUGUUCUGGGCAUGUGCCGAGAUGACUUGCGGCUUCUUUAUCCUCAGUGUGCCAUGCCUCCCCUCCGUUAUCAAGGAGUCUGGAUUAUUACGCAGAAUCAUGGCAGUCCUGGGCAUUAACUCCAAUGUCCCCGCCAGGCCCUCCAACAACGACAUUGUCACCUUCGGCGGUUCCGGUCCUGCGCCGUUGAACACCAAGCCCCAGAAACGGCAUCACACUUACAGCGAAAUCGAUGAAGAAUACGGGUCGUUGCCCAUGAAUAACAUGGCCGACGCCACCUCCCAGGAAACUCUGCAUCUGCAGCGUGGGGAAAGACAUGCAUUGGGAAAAUCGCAUGUCUAA